Molecule: messenger RNA, 2532 nt
Organism: Punica granatum (pomegranate)
Lineage: Eukaryota; Viridiplantae; Streptophyta; Magnoliopsida; Myrtales; Lythraceae
Source: RefSeq, a predicted model, not a curated record
CCAAUUAUGAUAUACAAAUACAUCCCACAAGAGUUUCAAAUUUCUAUUCUUAGCUUCAAGAUUGACAUUCAGCUGCAUUGUGUUCAAUAAGAUACAUGGAUUGUUUUCCUGUAAAAAAGGAAAAAAAGAAAAAAGAAAAAAGAAAAGAAAAGAGAGAGAGAAAUAUGGCGUAAUGCAAUGACACAAUACACCGCUUAGUAAUAAAGAGAUUUCAGAUUCGUUUUUCCGAUCAAUGGGGCUGCUCUUUGUUAGUUUUGUAUAACCUUGGAAUUAUAUUAUAGAUCACAAGAGUAAAGAAUGGACAGAGAGAGAGAGAAGGAAGAGACUGACUUUUCGUGUAACAGCAGAACUGAUUUUUCUCCAAGAUCUUCCUUCUUCCCCCCCUUUGGACCCGGGACCAUCCUUCCCUUUAAACCCCAAAAAAAGCUCAGAAUAAUUCUCCACAAAAAAAGAAAAAAAAAAUUUGUUUUUGCCAGUGAUUGCACUUCUCAUCAUUCUCAUCAUCACAUCAUCAAUUCAUUGCCCCCUGUGAGGUUCUGUUCAAACUGUUAGAAGAAAGCACAUCAUGACAUUGCUCAAUCCCAUUAUGAUUAAUGAAUGAGAGCUAGCUUCUGAGGUUGAAUCUAUUCGUUCAUGGCGUCCAUGAAGUUGGGGUCCAAAUCUGAAGUCUUCUUCCUCGACGGCCUCACCUGGUUCUGCUCGAAAGGGCUUCCGAGUGAUAUAAUCAUCGAUGUCGGUGACACGUCCUUCCAUCUACACAAGUUUCCGCUGCUAUCACGAAGCGGACUGCUAGAACACCUCAUUGAAGAGCACUCGAAAGAAGACGAGAAGAAGGGCAGGAUUCGUCUCGAUGACAUCCCAGGUGGGGCCAAAACUUUCCUACUCGCAGCCAAAUUCUGCUACGAGGUCCAAAUUGAGCUCACUGCAUUGAACGUCGUAAGCCUACGAUGCGCAGCAGAGUAUCUUCAAAUGACCGAAGAUUACAUCGAGUCAAACCUCAUCUCUCAAACAGAACACUUUCUUGAUGAGGUACUCUCCAACUGGGCCGACUCACUUCGGGUUCUUGAGGCCUGCGAGGAGGUCUUAUUGCAGGCAGAGGAGCUCCACAUUGUCUCAAGAUGCAUCGCUUCCUUGGCAUCCAAGGCUUCUUGUACUGACCCGGCUCUGUUUGGUGAACCCACGUCAGGCCCCUUCUGGAAUGGGAUAACCACGGAAUUGAAGCCUGAUACUAUGACUGAUAACUGGUGGUAUGAAGAUGUCUCAUCCCUUAACCUACCUCUCUACCGGAGAUUAAUCCUAGAAGUUGGGACCCGUGGGGUGAAACCAGAGAAGAUCUCGGGGUCGAUCAUGCAUUAUGCAAACAAGCAUCUUCCCUUAGCUGGUCGGCAACCGAGCAAUCGAUCAUCAGACGGUCCCGUGUCAUCGGACGAAGAUCGGAGGAACCUUCUUGAAGAGAUAGUAGACUUGCUUCCCCGGGAGAGGGGUGUCACCCUAACCAAAUUCCUCCUCAACCUUCUGAGGACUUCGAUGAUGUUACAUGCAAGUGAAGUUUGUCGGGAAAACUUGGAGAAGCUCAUCGGGGCCCAGUUAGACCGGGCUCUUCUUGAGGACCUUCUGAUACCGAACAUGGGAUAUUCAUCGGAAACUCUAUAUGAUAUCGACUGUGUUCAGAGGAUGCUCGAUCAUUUCAUGGCAUCAGAGGGUGAAGAGAAUCCUCUUCCACCUUCCUCAAACUGCGAUGAGGGUCAACUUGUUGAAGGCUCAGACUCCCUGACUCCAAUGACAAUGGUGGCGAAUCUCAUUGAUAGCUACCUGGCUGAGGUGGCGCCCGAUGUUAACUUAAAGAUUGCUAAGUUCCAGUCCCUUGCAGUGGUUAUCCCGGACUAUGCCAGGCCGUUGGACGAUGGGGUUUAUCGCGCAAUUGAUAUUUAUCUCAAGGCACAUCCUUGGCUUAUAGACUCCGAGAGGGAACAAAUCUGCAGGCUCAUGAACUGCCAGAAGCUUUCGCUAGAAGCGAGCACACAUGCGGCCCAGAACGAGAGAUUACCUCUCCGGGUAAUUGUGCAAGUUUUGUUCUUCGAGCAGCUCCGCCUCCGAACCUCCAUCGCCGGCUGGUUCUUUGUCUCGGACAACAUGGAGAACUCCCAGAACCCUGGUGGCAAUCUCGGGAUUACAAGGACUGACAGAAUUGAAGAGGUGAGAGAACGGGUCUCCGAGCUCGAGAAGGAGUGCCUGAGCAUGAAGCAGGAUCUGCAGAAGCUGGCAAAAGCUAAAGGGAGCUGGAACCUUUUCUUCAGGAGGUUCGGGUUCAGGCAGAAGCCACGGGACCCGAAACAGGCAAGGCCCAAAGAACCGAAACCAUCGAAGCCAUCAAACCCAAAAGUAUCCGCUGCUCCAACAGAGGAUGGAAAACAGAAUCAUCAAAAUGGUAAAUUGGAAGAUUAGAUUUUUCUUGACCAGCUUUUCCGGGAGUCUUUUUAUUUUCCUGCUAAAUUUGCCAGGUAAUGAAUUUCAUUUUUCCUUUUGGUUCGA